CUUAACGUAACCGGACAGGAAAAGCCCCGCCGCCGCCGCCGCCGCGCCGGAGACACCGACCGCGGCAGCAGCAGCAGCUAGAGCCAGAGAAGGCGGCGGCGGCGGCGGCAGCGGGAGAGCGCGGCUGGGGCUGCACAGCGGCGCCCCCUCUACACUCCUCCUCGCAGCGGCGACGGCAACACCAGAUUUAAAAAAUGGAUUUGGCCAACCAUGGACUUAUUCUGCUGCAACAGUUAAACGCUCAGCGGGAAUUUGGUUUCCUGUGUGACUGCACGGUUGCUAUUGGUGAUGUUUACUUCAAGGCACACAAAUCAGUCCUUGCUUCAUUCUCCAAUUACUUUAAGAUGUUGUUUGUCCAUCAGACCAGUGAGUGUGUCCGUUUGAAACCAACUGACAUACAACCUGAUAUUUUCAGCUAUCUUUUGCAUUUGAUGUAUACUGGGAAGAUGGCACCUCAGCUUAUUGACCCAGUUCGACUAGAACAGGGGAUAAAGUUUCUUCAUGCCUACCCACUAAUUCAGGAGGCCAGCCUUGCCAGCCAAGGAGCCUUUUCGCAUCCGGACCAAGUUUUUCCAUUAGCCUCUUCAUUAUAUGGGAUCCAAAUUGCAGAUCAUCAAAUAAGGCAAGCCAACAAGAUUACCUCAGCAACUGACAAACUUGGGCGGGAACCAAGACCACAGACUUCCAGAAUGAGCCAAGAGCAGAUAUCCGAGGGAUCACAACUUUCUCAGUUAAAUUCAAAUCUGACACAAGUCAGUCGGACAAAUAUGACCCCCUCUGACCCACUACAGUCUUCACUGUCUCCAGAACUUGUUUCCACACCUGUACCUCCCCCUCCGCCAGGGGAGGAAACAAACAUGGAAGCAUCUUCUUCAGAUGAGCAACCUGCAUCCCUUACAAUAGCCCAUGUCAAGCCAAGCAUCAUGAAAAGGAAUGGAAGCUUUCCAAAGUACUAUGCCUGCCACCUGUGUGGGCGUCGGUUUACUCUUCGUAAUAGCUUACGUGAGCACCUCCAAAUUCACACAGGGGUACCAUUCACAUCAAAUCAGCCUGGAGAAAGUAGUGUUUCCCUCUCUCUCUGUACCAAUGCAGUUGAACUAGGGAAAGAUGCCAUGGAAGUGCCAGAAGCGGGCAUGAUAAGUGACAGUGAGCUUCAGCAUAUUUCUGAUUCUCCAAUCAUUGAUGGGCAGCAGCAGUCAGAAACUCCACCACCAUCAGACAUUGCAGACAUUGACAAUUUGGAGCAGGCAGACCAAGAAAGGGAAGUGAAAAGGCGGAAAUAUGAAUGCACAAUAUGUGGGCGUAAAUUUAUUCAGAAAAGUCACUGGAGGGAGCAUAUGUACAUACACACUGGCAAGCCUUUCAAAUGCAGCACUUGUGACAAAAGCUUCUGCAGAGCCAAUCAGGCCGCCAGACAUGUGUGCCUGAACCAGAGCAUAGACACUUACACAAUGGUGGACAAACAAACUCUGGAACUGUGUACCUUUGAGGAAGGUAGUCAGAUGGACAACAUGUUAGUACAUGCCAACAAGCCCUACAAAUGCAAUCUGUGUGACAAAACUUUUUCAACGCCUAAUGAGGUGGUUAAGCAUUCAUGCCAAAAUCAAAACUCUGAUGUUUUUGCCCUUGAUGAAGGGAGAUCUAUCCUUCUGGGCAGUGGGGACUCAGAAGUUACAGAGCCUGAUCACUCAGUGUUAGCUUCCAUCAAAAAAGAGCAAGAAACAGUGUUAUUAGACUGAAUGUGUUACUUCACAUUUUUCAUUUUUUACAAAGACUAUACUUUCCCUUCCCAAACCAAAACUACAAAUAAAGUUCACCGAGGCAUGAUAGAAACAGUUCCUCUCCCCAUUCUCCUUUUCCCUCACGUUCACUUUCUCAGCCCUCGCUCCCUCUGAAAAAAAGGCUUUGUGCAUUAGAACCUGGAAUACAUCGAUUUUAAUGCAAAGAAAUAUUGGACAGAUAAUGGUUAGUAGUGUUUACAAAUUCAAGAAAUAGAUUUUGAGAAAUGUUAGAUUAUUUUAAAAGAAUACUUGGAUCUAAUGAAGGGUACAUAAAAAUUCAAUUUGGUAAGCUAAAAUUGUACAAUUAUGACUUUCUCCGAGUAGUAAGGCUUCCUUUUUGAAAAUAACAGUUGCAAACAUACUGAGACAACUGUGUACUAUUUAAAAUCUAAGUGGUGUGGGAAAACUUCAGACCCAAGACAUUUUUUAUAGUACUUGAUUUUUCUCAAGGUGUCUUAUUUCAGGUUGCAUCAUUGAGAUUAUGUCCAUUCAAGAAAAUCAUUAUUUACAGCAUCUCCUUCAACAACAACAAAAUUGAAAGAGAAAAUAAUAAUGUGAUGGCAAUCUUUUCUUUUUUAAAAUAUUGGAUAAAAUGUGGAAAGUUCGUGAGUAUGUGUGUUUCUGAGAGAGACUUGUAUGUAUGUUUGAUAUAAACAGGUAAAUAAAUGCACACGCCUUAUCUAAUUGUAUCUAACUCUUUCCAAGUUGAGCCAAAAAAACUUGAUUUGAGAUAAAAUCUAAGAGUACUUUUUUAAAAAUAAAUUAGUUAUAUGUUUUUAAAAAUCAGAUUAAAAGUACUAUCCCAGAAUUUUCUUAUCUUUCUGAACAGCAAAUGACAUGGAAGUAGAGAAAAUGUCAUGUUUUCACAUCUUGUCCCAGUGCUGUUUCAGCAGUUACCCUGCUGAAUUCAUUUGUACCAUUAAGUUACAUUCCUUUAUAGCACUAGAAAUGCAAAGGGGGGAAAAAAGACUUUGUAUUCUGGAAUACUCACCUUUUCUGAAGAAGAUAGAAAUAGAAUAUGAUAACUACAGUGCAAUUAGUCCACAAGAUCUUGUCAAUAUCAGAUUUAAACAUCAAAAUGGAAUACAGAAAGAUGGGUGAAUGGCUGCACCUGCUUUUUGGGAUAAGCAUUUGGCUUUGAUGUUCAUUAUCAAGUUGUGGUUUUUUUUUUUUAAAUUUUGUGCCUGAAAUUCUCAUUGGCUUGAAAAUAGUAAAUAACAUCCAUUAUUCCCUUUGGCCAAUAAUAGGAAUGGCUCGGGACAAAGUAGGAACCCAAAAUGAGGUAAAGUGGGGAGGGGGAGAGGAAUAACAUCUAAUAGCUCUGCUCUGUGUAUAUGUUUAAAACUGAAAAUCCCAUCAUCCUUCAUGUAUAGUUGAGUUCUCAGAUUUGUAAGUUUUUAUACAUCAUUUCAUUGAAUAAAGAUUUAAUUAAAUGGAA
Trichosurus vulpecula (common brushtail) is the source of this 3219-nucleotide messenger RNA. It is a transcript of the gene ZBTB2, whose product is annotated as zinc finger and BTB domain containing 2. The record is from RefSeq and is a predicted model, not a curated record. Gene Ontology annotation, biological process: regulation of transcription by RNA polymerase II. The coding region runs from base 195 to 1739 and encodes 514 amino acids. Lineage: Eukaryota; Metazoa; Chordata; Mammalia; Diprotodontia; Phalangeridae. The transcript is spliced from 3 exons. Gene Ontology annotation, molecular function: RNA polymerase II cis-regulatory region sequence-specific DNA binding; protein binding; DNA-binding transcription factor activity, RNA polymerase II-specific. Gene Ontology annotation, cellular component: nucleus.